AUGGGACAACCAACAGUGCCGCCUGGAACUUAUGGGAUCUAUCCUGAUCCUGAAGAUCAAUCUGUGAAGAGAUUUGAAUUCAGUGACGAGAUAAUUCGAAGAGGAUUCAUUCGAAAAGUUUACUCAAUAUUAACGGUUCAACUAGGUAUAACCAUUGGCUUCAUAGCACUGUUUAUGUAUCAUGAGCCCACCAAACUGUUGGUACAGCAAAAUCCGCAACUAUUUUGGGUCGCGCUGGGGAUAAUGCUGAUCACGUUGAUAUCGAUGGCAUGCUGCAGCAGCGUUCGUCGGCAGACUCCUGUCAACUACAUUUUUUUAAUCCUUUUCACCAUAGCAGAGUCGUUUCUUCUAGGAGUUACAGCAGCUCAUUUCAGUUCUGAAGAGGUUCUUUUUGCUAUCUGCAUCACUGCAAUUGUAUGUUUUGGAUUGACGAUGUUUGCCUUUCAAACUAAAUGUGAUUUUACUGUACUGGGCGGAGUUUUGUUUGUGGCCAUACUCAUUCUACUGUUGUUUGGAAUAAUUUCCAUUUUCUUUCCUGGAAAAACUAUAACGCUAGUAUAUGCAAGUUGUGCUGCUCUUCUAUUCAGUAUUUACUUAGUGUAUGAUACCCAGCGAAUGAUGGGAGGGGAGCACCAGCACAGCAUUAGCCCAGACGAGUACAUUUUUGCCACACUGAGCCUUUACCUGGAUAUUAUCAACAUCUUCCUGAGCAUUCUCACUCUUUUAACACGAAGCUAA
Topomyia yanbarensis is the source of this 738-nucleotide messenger RNA. Its product is annotated as protein lifeguard 2-like. Bases 1 to 738 code for a protein of 245 amino acids. Lineage: Eukaryota; Metazoa; Arthropoda; Insecta; Diptera; Culicidae. The record is from RefSeq and is a predicted model, not a curated record. Gene Ontology annotation, cellular component: membrane. The transcript is spliced from 3 exons.